Molecule: messenger RNA, 1620 nt
Organism: Meloidogyne enterolobii
Lineage: Eukaryota; Metazoa; Nematoda; Chromadorea; Rhabditida; Meloidogynidae
Source: the annotation of a GenBank genome assembly
UCACCAAAUAAUCUUAGACAAUUAUUUUUUAUUGACACAGAAAUGUCUUCAGCUUAUAUUUCUGAACCAAAAACUAAAGGAAAGGUGUGUCUAGAAACAACAUUAGGGCCGAUUGACAUUGAAUUAUGGAGCAGAGAAUGCCCUCUAGCGUGUCGCAAUUUUGUUCAACUUUGCGCAGAAGGAUACUACAAUGGCUGCAUAUUCCAUCGUCUUGUACGUAACUUUAUUGUGCAGACGGGUGACCCAACAGGAACGGGACAUGGAGGAACUUCAAUUUAUGACGAUGUUUUUAAGAGUGAAUUCCAUCAACGUUUAAAAUUCAACAGACGCGGAUUGGUGGGAAUGGCCUCUAAUAAGAAAGAUCAAAAUGGUUCACAAUUUUUCUUCACACUUGGCGAAGCAUCAGAUCUUAACGGCAAACACACACUUUUUGGAAGGGUUGGUGGGGAUACUAUCUUUAAUUUGCUCAAGAUGAACGAUUAUGACGUUGAUGCAAAUGAACGUCCCUCCAGAAUACACAAAAUUACAGGAGUUAAAAUUCUGGAAAAUCCUUUUUCUGAUUUAAAAAUACGUUCUAAAAGUGAAAAGGAAGAAAAGAUUGGAAAAAGAAAAUUAAAAGAAGAAAAAACUGAACAUGUUCAACCAAAGAGGAAUACUGCAUUAUUGUCAUUUGGAGAUGAAAUGGACGAAUAUGAUGAAGAAGCUUCUAAGUUUCAAUUGAAAGGAAAGAGUGCUCAUGAUGUGUUGGUUGAUGAUAUUUCUCUGAGCAAACAAGCGGCAGUUGGGCCAGAGGAAAUUAAUUAUAAGAAUGAAAAUAGUAAAAAAGUGGACGUUGGUGAUAAAGAGGAUUUUAUGGAAGAACAGGCGAGAGAAGAAAGGAUGGAUCGAAUUAAAAAUAAAUUUAAAAGUAACAAAAAAGUUGUGCAAUUUGAUGAAAGUAAUAAGAAUGAAGAGGAAGAUGAUAUUGAAAAAAUUGUUGAAGACUAUAGAGAAGCGGGGAAGAGGAAUGAAAUGGAGCGAAUCAAAUCAGAAUUAAAGGAACUUCAGAAGGAAUAUAAAAAAUCAAUGCGUGGACAAAAGGAAGAGAAGCUAGUUGAUGAAGAGGCAAGCACUUCAACUGGUAUGAAAAUGUAUAACAAGUUAAAGCUAAAUUUCAAGUCUGGAACAAAAGGUGUUGUUAAAACUUUGGAUCCGAGAAGAGAGGAACAGACGAUUGCUUUGCUUGGACGUUUUCAAACGAGACUACAACGCGCCUCAGUACAAGGUGUUUUAUUUGAUAAAAAGGUGGAUAUGAGUGAUCAGAAAAGUCGAGAAGAUAUUAUUUUGGCUACUUCGGAAGAUCAAGGAAAAAUUGAUUUUGAUGCAGAGGAUAUACAAGGAGAGGAUUGGUUAGAGGAAAUUUUUAUUUUAACUAAAAAUAAUUUUAGGAUGAAUCAUGAAUUAAUAGCGCCAGAAGAUACUUCUGGUGUCACAAAAGCCAAAGAUGCAAAUAUGAAAGAAGAAAACGAUGAAUGGUAUCCAAUUAAUGAUCCAAGGAACAAAAUGAAUGUACGGAAGAGAACUCAAGGAGGAAAAGUUCCUGAUCUGUUCGCCAGUGCUGAUCCGAUGGCAUUACCUUAA